GGCACUCCGAGCGGAGCAGAGCGGCAGCGGCAGCGGCUGAACACAAAAGACUGCGGGAAAGAGAAGCCGGAUUCUCGUCUUCUUCCUCCCUCCGUUUCAUCCCAGAGAGAGAGAGAGAGAGAGAGAGAGAGAGAGAUGAGGAGCGGAGAGAAGAGGGAGUAGAAGGAGAGAGUGAAAAAGAGGAGCGACGGACGCCUCUGGAGGACAGCACCGCCCGCGCCCGCGCCUCCGCCACCGCCGCCGCGUAUGAGCAGCGAUCCACGCGUCUGCGCGCCUCCCCCCCGCCCCGGCGUCCACACAGCUCGACCGUGCAGCCAGGAGGAAGCCGGCGUCCCGCUCCAGCUCCCGCUCCGCGUCGCUAAUUAAGGUUUUUCGAGGGGCUCGUGGGCUCAUGCCGGAAACGAGGCGCGGUCUCCUCUGGAGGAUGGGGCGUCUGGCCCGGCUGCUCUGCCUCUGUUCCCUGGCCCUGAGCUACACCGUGGCUGGCGAGGUGUGCGUGGCCGGCCAUGACAGCGGCCCCGUGUUCGAGGAGCAGCCCUCCAGCCUGGUCUUCCCGGAAGGCCUCCCCGAGGAGAAGGUCACCUUGACCUGCCAGGCCAGAGCCAGCCCUGCCACCACGUACAGGUGGAGGGUGAACGGCACGGACGUGCUGGUCGAGGGGGACCCGCGGUACAGCCUGGUGGCGGGGAACCUGGUGAUCAGCCAGCCCCUGAGUGCCCGGGAUGGGGGGUCCUACCAGUGCCUCGCCACCAACCGCUGCGGCACCAUCGUCAGCCGGGCCGCCAACCUCAAAUUCGGCUACCUCCAGGAAUUCUCCCCAGACGUGAGGAGCCCACAGACCGUGUAUGAAGGAGCAGGAGUCACACUUACCUGCCAGCCACCUCCGCACUACCCAGCUCUGUCCUACCGCUGGUUCAUCAACGAAUUCCCGAAAUUCGUCAAGUCGGAGAAGGGCCGCAAGUUUGUUUCCCAGGUGACGGGGAACCUGUACCUGGCCAAGGCAGAGGCCAGCGACUCAGGAAACUACUCCUGCUUCACCACCAGUCAAAUGGCUUUCAACACCAAGAGUGUCUUCAGCACAGCCAAUCAGCUCACCGUGCAGCCUGACGCCAACCCGAGGAAGUCUUCUCCCAACAUCAAAGUGAGGUUCCCCUCAGACACCUAUGCUUUGGCUGGGCACGGCACGCAGCUGGAGUGCUUCGCUUACGGAAAUCCCGUGCCAGACAUCCGCUGGAGGAAAGUGGACGGCGCGCUGCCCUCGAAGGCCACCACCAGCAACGACGGGCUGGUUCUGGUGCUGCCCGACCUGGGGUUCGAGGACGAGGGGACCUACGAGUGCGAGGCCCGCAACUCGGAGGGCCGCGACACCCACCAGGGCCGGAUCAACGUGCAAGCCCAGCCGGAGUGGCUGCAGGUGAUGAGCGACUCGGAGGUGGAGAUCAGCGCACAGCUGCGCUGGAGCUGCAUGGCUGCUGGGAAGCCCAGGCCGUCCGUCCGCUGGCUGCGCAACGGCCAGCCGCUCGCCUCCCAGGAUCGAGUGGAGAUCGACGGCGGCCAGCUCAAGAUCAGCAACCUGGCCCUGGAGGAUUCUGGGAUGUACCAGUGCGUGGCCGAGAACAAGCACGGCACCAUCUACUCCAACGCAGAGCUGAGGGUGCAAGUCCAGUCUCCGGAUUUUCGGCUGAACCCGGUGCGGAGGCUGGUCCCGGCAGCGCGCGGUGGCCAGGUGCUGAUGCAGUGCAGGCCCAGAGCCGCGCCCAAACCCACGCUCUUCUGGAGCCGCGGGACCGAGCUGCUCACCAACAACAGCAGGGUGACGGUCACGCCGGACGGGAACCUCUUGAUCACCAACAUCAGCCGGGCAGACGAGGGGAAGUACACCUGCUUCGCCGAAAACUACCUGGGCAAGGCCAACAGCACCGGCCACCUCUCUGUGAGAGAUGCCACCAAGAUCACGCUGGCACCCUCCAACGCUGACAUCAACCAGGGCGAGUCUGUGACUCUGCAGUGCCACGCGUCACAUGACCCCACGAUGGACCUGACCUUCACCUGGUCCUUGAACGGGGUCCUGCUGGACCUGGAAGACACCAACGAGCACUACCAUCGCGCAGAGACCAAAGAGACCAUUGGGGACCUGCUGAUUGUCAAUGCGCAGCUGAUGCAUGCUGGGACAUACGUCUGCGCGGCCCAGACGGUGGUGGACAGCGCCUCUGCUUCCGCCAAACUCGUAGUCAGAGGUCCUCCUGGACCACCAGGGGGCGUAGCUGUUAAGGAUGUGAAUGAGACGGCUGUGGAGCUGCGAUGGAGUCGGGGCUAUGACAACCACAGUCCAAUCGGGAGGUACAUCAUAAUGGGCCGGUCGCCAUUGGCUGGUCCCUGGAAACAGAUGAGAACAGAUCCUCCUAAUAUCGAGGGGAACGCGGAGUCGGCCCGCGUGAUUGGUCUCUCGCCCUGGAUGGACUACGAGUUCCAGGUCAUCGCCAGCAACAUCCUGGGCAGCGGGGAGCCCAGCAUGCCCUCGCAGGUCGCCCGCACAGGGCAAGCAGCCCCCUCAGUGGCCCCCAAUGGGCUCGGUGGAGGAGGAGGAGAUCGACACGAGCUCAUCAUCACCUGGACACCAAUGGCUCGCGAGUACCAGAACGGAGAUGGUUUCGGUUAUAUCCUGGCCUUCCGCAAGAAAAACUCUCCCACCUGGAUGGUGGAGAAGGUGCCCCACGUUGAGUCCACGCGCUUCGUUUACCGAAAUGAGAGCCUGUCCCCUUACUGCCCCUUUGAGGUCAAGAUCAAGGCCUACAACAAGAAAGGGGAGGGGCCUUUCAGCCAGGUGGCCUUGGUUCACUCUGCCGAGGAAGAGCCGACCAUCUCCCCCCGGAAGGUCAACGCCACCGCGCUGACGGCCUUCGAAAUCGCGGUGUCGUGGGAUGCCGUGCCUCACCUGACUGCCAAUGGCGUCCUCCGUGGCUAUGAGAUCCGGUACUGGCGGCAGCCGCACAAGCAGGCCGCGGCGGACCGCGUGCGGACGGCGGGACUGGAGACGACGGCGCGCGUGACCGGCCUGAGGCCCAGCACCCUGUACCAUGUGACCGUCCUGGCCUACAACAGCGCCGGCACCGGGCCCCCCUCCCCCCACGCCACCGUGACCACCAAGAAGCCCCCCCCAAGCCGGCCCCCAGGAAAUGUGUCAUGGAAGACUGAUGGAUCGUGGGUAACGGUGAGGUGGGAUCGCGUCAAAGCCCUUAAGAAUGAGUCUGCUGUCCUGGGCUACAAGGUGCUGUACAAGCACGAGGGCCUGUCCGCGCUGAAGGUUUUGGAGAAGGACCAGACCUCCGUCAGCCUGCCCCUGCCCAAGGACGACGGCUACGUCGUGCUGGAGAUCCGUUCCUGGGGGGAGGGGGGCGACGGGGCGGCACACGAAACGAUCGUCUCCCGGGAUUCAGGAACUGGAAUGAUGGUUCAGAAUUCAGCCAAGAUCCUCUGCUCCCAUAAGUCAGUUCUCCUUACCGCUGCAGCAUUGCUCACUCUCAUUGGUUUACUGGAACUCUAACUUCCACCAACCCAAAGGUGACUCUGCUUCAAGCUCUAAGCCUAUUUGUUGGAUCCAACUCACUUAUUCCACUUUGGUGAUUUUUGAUGUAGGGGGCAGGGGUUGUUAGUAAG
Messenger RNA from Anguilla anguilla (European eel), 3657 nucleotides. It is a transcript of the gene cntn2, whose product is annotated as contactin 2. Gene Ontology annotation, molecular function: cell-cell adhesion mediator activity. NCBI's taxonomy places the organism in Eukaryota, Metazoa, Chordata, Actinopteri, Anguilliformes, Anguillidae. Gene Ontology annotation, biological process: cell-cell adhesion; brain development. The coding region runs from base 392 to 3544 and encodes 1050 amino acids. The transcript has 24 exons. The record is from RefSeq and is a predicted model, not a curated record.